AAAAAUAAUUUUGGAGUUGAUUGAACUUUAAUAUUUAAAAAACAAAAGUAUCAAAUAUACUUUGGAGAUAAAAAAGUGCCAAGUGUGUUACUAAGCGUGGAAAAGUAUCUUUCAUAAAACUUUAAGUUGAACUUUAUUACAACAUUUUUACAUAAACAUUAAUAAAAUUAACACUAAAAUAUUUACCAAAAUGAAGUUAAGAAUGUUACGGUGUUUUCGACAUUCGAAACACAACAGUCAUACAGACGAUAUACAUGCCAACCACAACCAUCAAAUGCAACGCCAGUUAUCGGGCAUGCAUAAAAGUUUCCAUGAAGCUGUCAAAAUCCUCUUACUAGGAACAGCAGAAUCAGGAAAGACUACUAUAAUUAAACAGAUGCGUAUACUUCAUAUUAACGAAUAUACCGAUGAUGAACGACGUGAUAAAAUACCAGAAAUCUAUCAAAAUAUACAUGAGUCAAUUUAUCAGUUAGUACAGCAAAUGGAUAUAUUGGGUCUAGAAUAUCAAUCAUGCACGAGUAGAAAAAGUGCUGAGUAUAUACGUGAGAUGGGCAAUACGGCGCCUGAGUAUAUGAACGAGGAAUAUUGCGAUCAUAUAACUACACUCUGGAACGAUGUUGGUAUACGUACUUGUUUCGAUAGAUCGAAUGAAUAUCCGUUGCUAGACAGCACUAAAUAUUUUCUUGAUCAUUUUGAAAGAAUAUCUGACUAUGAUUAUAUACCCACAACUGAAGACAUACUACAUAGUCGUAAAAUCACCACCGGCAUACAUCAAAUAUCGUUUAAUGUUAAGAUACCAAAAUCACUCGGCGGUGGUGAACAGGAAUUCCGUAUGUUCGAUGUGGGCGGACAACGUGAUCAACGCAAUAAAUGGAUACAAGUAUUCGAAGGUAUACAAGCUGUACUGUUUUUAAUCUCCUGUGGCGAUUUUGAUCAGACCUUACGUGAGGAUCCUAAACAAAAUCGUUUACAAGAAGCUUUGAAUCUAUUCCGUGGAGUUUGGCAAAAUCGUUUUCUUGCUUCCGCUGGACUUAUUGUCUUUCUGAAUAAACAGGAUAUAAUGGAACGAAAAAUAUUAUCUGGAAAGCAUAUAGUGGAUUAUUUCCCUGAAUUCGAAGAUUUCUGCAAGCAACCACAAGCUGAAAGUUGUUUUGACGAAUGUGACUGGACAAAAAAAUUCAUACAACAAAAACUCAUCGAUAUAACGCAAGAACCGAUCAAGCGUACCUCACGCAAUCGCAUAGACUAUACCCAACGUGAAUGUUAUUAUCACUUCACUGUUGCCACAGACACGAGUUGCAUACGUAAAGUUUUCAACGAUGUCCAUCAAAUGAUAUUGCAUGAGAAUAUGGCUUCUGUGGGACUUAUGUGAUGUCACAUAUACAUUAUUACUGCAUUACAACCGUAGUUAAGAUAUUUUAAAUUCAUUGCAAAUAGAAGUUCUAUUUCUAUAAAUGCAAAUCAUCGAUUCUGACUACUCACUUAUAAUUAGUAUGCAUAAAUCUGAAAAUGUUUGCAUUUUCGCAUUAUCGGUUGAAAGUUUUAUCUGUGAUGUUCAUUCUAAUAAUAUUUAUAAUGUAUUAAUUUUAAGCUCUUUUUUAUAGUUUUAGUACAUGAAUUUUUACUAAUACAAGUAUCUU
Messenger RNA from Teleopsis dalmanni, 1640 nucleotides. RefSeq names its product guanine nucleotide-binding protein G(f) subunit alpha (gene Galphaf). Bases 191 to 1372 code for a protein of 393 amino acids. Gene Ontology annotation, molecular function: G-protein beta/gamma-subunit complex binding; GTPase activity; G protein-coupled receptor binding. Gene Ontology annotation, biological process: adenylate cyclase-modulating G protein-coupled receptor signaling pathway. NCBI's taxonomy places the organism in Eukaryota, Metazoa, Arthropoda, Insecta, Diptera, Diopsidae. Gene Ontology annotation, cellular component: heterotrimeric G-protein complex. The transcript has 6 exons. The record is from RefSeq and is a predicted model, not a curated record.